Oncorhynchus masou masou (cherry salmon) is the source of this 3660-nucleotide messenger RNA. RefSeq names its product cyclin-T2-like. Gene Ontology annotation, molecular function: cyclin-dependent protein serine/threonine kinase activator activity. Gene Ontology annotation, biological process: positive regulation of DNA-templated transcription, elongation; regulation of transcription by RNA polymerase II. The record is from RefSeq and is a predicted model, not a curated record. The transcript is spliced from 10 exons. Lineage: Eukaryota; Metazoa; Chordata; Actinopteri; Salmoniformes; Salmonidae. The coding region runs from base 75 to 2072 and encodes 665 amino acids. Gene Ontology annotation, cellular component: nucleus; cyclin/CDK positive transcription elongation factor complex.
GGACGUGACGAUCAUGGUUUCAGCGUACUUGCGUCCAUCCGGUUAUCGGUGUCCUGUGCGAAUGCUGGAGAGCUAUGGCGGCGUGCCGGGGAUCCUCGUCGAAAUGGUUUUUCACCCGGGAGCAGCUUGAAGCCACGCCGUCCCGCCGUACGGGAGUGGAGCCGGAUAGAGAGCUUUCUUACCGACAGCAGGCGGCAAACCUCAUUCAAGAUAUGGGCCAGAGACUCAACGUCUCACAACUUACUAUAAAUACAGCAAUUGUUUACAUGCAUAGAUUUUAUAUGUACCACUCUUUCACCAAAUUCCACAGAAAUAUCAUUUCACCAACCACAUUAUUCCUAGCUGCAAAAGUUGAAGAGCAACCUCGGAAACUGGAGCAUGUCAUUAAGGUUUCACAUGCUUGUCUAAACCCUCAAGAGGCCCCGCUUGAUACGAAGAGUAAUGCAUACCUCCAGCAAGCUCAAGAGCUGGUGAUACUUGAAACCAUAGUGCUGCAGACUUUAGGAUUUGAAAUAACUAUUGAACAUCCACACACUGAUGUGGUGAAAUGUUCCCAGCUAGUGAGAGCAAGCAAGGAUCUGGCACAGACUUCCUAUUUCAUGGCUACCAACAGCCUCCACCUCACCACGUUCUGCCUGCAGCACAAGCCCACAGUCAUCGCCUGCGUCUGCAUCCACCUGGCCUGUAAAUGGUCCAACUGGGAGAUCCCCGUCUCCACUGACGGGAAACACUGGUGGGAGUACGUGGACAACUCUGUCACGCUGGAGCUUCUUGAUGAACUGACACACGACUUCCUUCAGAUUCUGGAGAAGACGCCAAGCAGGUUGAAGAGGAUACGGAACUGGAGGGCCACACAAGCUGCCAAGAAGCCCAAGGGAGAUGGCUCUCAGGCAAACGACCCCUACCCAGGACCCUCCCUGGUCCACGAACAUUCCCUGGGAGACGGCAUCCCUGGGGUCUCCAACUCAGCCUUCUCCAAAGCCGCCUCCUCGUUCCCUGUCCCACUGCCGGGUCACGCCAGUGGACCCCUCUCCCUGGACUCCAUCGCCUCCAUGCAGGGCAGCUCCUACACCUUCACCGCCCCUAGCGACUGGCCCCAGGACAUGGGGGGUCGCUCGGAGGGAGGAGGCUAUGCCCUCAAAACAGAUACACUAGGCCUCCAGCAGGGGGCUUCACUGUCUCUGCAGCAUGGCUCUCUGAACCCACACAGACCAGAUAAGACCAUGGAGUUCAACCCUAUUAAACAUGAACACAAGGCUGUAGUGGGGGGGGGGAAGAAGCAGCAGCAGCAACAGCAGCCCCCGCCUGCCCAGAAAAUGUCCCUGGACAAGUACAGAGAGAAGCACGCUGCCGAGCUGGCGGUGCAGCAGAAACGCAAACAGACAGAGCAGCAGGCUAUGGAGCCUGAGGGCAGGGAUGCCUAUAUACCCUCUGUCCAGUCAGACCACAGGAAACACAUGCAGCCCCACUCUAACCCAGGGAGCAGCAGCACCGCUUCAUCUCCUCUUAAAAUGAAGCUGGCCGUUUUAGGCCAAGACAGGCUCCCCUCUGACAAACGGGACAAGGGGGGCUCACUCAAACUCCGCCUCCCAGUUCCUUCUCAGGGGGGCAUGGCCAGCAAAGAGGAGCUGAAGAUGAAAAUCAAGGUGUCCUCUGAGCGCCACAGCUCUUCUGAUGAGGGUGGGCCCAAAAGCAAACAUUCCAGCCCGCUGGUGAGCAAGGAGAAGCAUCGGGACCAGUCUGCCCACCGCCACCACAAGCAGCACGGACACUCUCAGCUCCACGCAGCACAGCACAGCGGCAAUGGCCGGGGGGGCCUUGAGGGGCCAGCAGGUGUCGGGCCGGCCCUCCUCCGGAGCCCCCUGGGGCUAGGGAGCGUUGAGGGGUUGGCGGGCCCGGCCCUUGCUUCUGUUUCCAGUUCCUCCCGCAAGAGGGCACACCCCAACGUUGCCGGCCACAACCACCACUCCUCCAAAACGAGCAAAAGCUCCAAGGGCGGCGCAGGUGGGCUACGGACAUCUCAGCACCCUAGUGAAACUGGACAAGAAGCCAGUGGAGAGCCGCGGCCCUGAGGUCGCCGGCUGGGGUACUGCCAGCACCAAACAAGACACUUUUGACAUGCUCCCAUUUCCUGUUAAGUGCCCAAGGAAUAAACUCAUGAACCCUUUAUAGCAAGGCAAUGGAAGGUAAAGCAAAAAAUAUAAAGCAAAGUGUAGGACAAAAAUAUAAUUAUUAUGCUUCCCGAUCAUCUGAUCUCUUGGCAGUGCUGGUAUAGUCCUGCCUGUUUCUGUAUCUGUAUCUGCUGCUUAGUCCUCUCCAUAUUCUCUGGAUGGGUCUUGAAAUGUGGAUGUGAGUUAGGGGGUCAUCCUAGUUUAAAUGUUGAGAAAAGGUGUGUAUGUAUAUAUAUGUGUGUAUAUAUAUAUAUAUAUAUAUUACACUGAAAAGGCAUGAAAGAUGCCAUUUAUUUUCUUUUAAAUAAUGAUUAAAACAGCAUUUCCACAACUAAUCCAGUGAGAAAACAAGGCAAGCGGUCCUCUUGUGACUGGAGGGCUUGUCAGUCGGUAGGAGAGAAGGAAGGCCAGGCACGCCAAACAUGGCCGCCAAUGGAAGCUGGAUUUUUUUUUUAGUAUUUUUUUGAAUGAGUUUUUUUAAUACUCAAUACUGUAUCGAUGAUCCGCAUGUUUCUAUCAUCAAAGGGAUAAAGCAGAAUGCAGACUGCUGUUUACAGAAAGUGGAGAUAAAUGUACAUACAUUUUUGUAUGUUUAAAAAGCUAUACCAUAAAUACUCAGGUUUGGAGCUGCUUGUAAGUAUAAGAUAUAUAUAUAUAUUAUAUAUGAUGGAGAAAAAGACUAUUGUAACUUGAUGUAGGAGUCCUAUCAUUGGUGAUUCUGACUGCAGCGUUCCACUGUUGUGCUUAGAGCCUGUACUGCGCAUGGCUGCCGGUAGAGUGCACUCGACCUUCGACCUUUCCAUCCCUUUGUAGGGUCUGGAUUUCCUCCAGUGCAGACCCUACAAACAGUACCAACCACCUGGCAUGUUGUCAGAGGCCAUGCAAUUUGUACAACUAUUUUUUUGGGGGAGGGGGGACCUCCAAGAUGACCUAAAGCUGGAUGCCAAAGGCUGUGCCUCGCAACAACAAAAAAACUAAGGACACGAGGACAGUAAUACUAGUGCUAUAGUUUACAAGCCUAACCAUUGCUGUGAAGUGCAUUUACAUAAAAUGUUUGCUUGACCCUGUAGCCGAUAGAUGCAAAGCUGUAAAUCAGUAAUGGUAAAUAAUGUAGGAUUGUUAAUGUUCAGUGACGUGGCAGAAGAGUCGCCUGGUUAUUGGGCUUAACGGUCCGUCAGUGUUGCUGAUACAGUGCGGCGGCUCGUGUGCCGUCUGCUUCUCAACGGGUCAGUUUCCUACUGGAUUUGGCAGAUAUCGUUCUCAAUUGUGGACACAAACUAAGAACUGUUCUUUGACUGGUUAGUUCUUACUGCAGUGUGCAGACAGUUGGUAUUGAGGCCAAGAUGCUAAUGUUCCACCAGUACUUAUACUCUUGGGCACAGACAGUGGUUUUGAUAACAAGAAGGCAAGUGCAAAUCUUGACAACUAGUUUUAUUAUUUUAUUUAAGUUCUACAAAUAAAUCCUAAGGUUGACACGACCUUAACUUGA